Molecule: messenger RNA, 636 nt
Organism: Xenopus tropicalis (tropical clawed frog)
Lineage: Eukaryota; Metazoa; Chordata; Amphibia; Anura; Pipidae
Product: vitelline membrane outer layer protein 1 homolog
Exons: 4
Coding region: 1-636 (211 amino acids)
Source: RefSeq, a predicted model, not a curated record
AUGCUGAGGCUGGCACCCUUGGGGCUUCUUUUCUGCCUUCUCAGAGUUGAAAAUGGCAAUGGGGAGCGGAAGUUCAUCGGCGUCAACAAUGGCGGUGACCUGGGUUAUUGGAGUUCUGCAGAAUUCUGUCCAGGUGCCUUGAAAGCGAGAGGCUUCAGUUUGAAGGUGGAGAGAAGGCAGAAGAUUGGAGAUGAUACGGCACUCAAUGGAAUCAAGCUCUUCUGCGGGAAGGAUGGGAGCUACUCUCAGGAUAUCUCCAUCACUUCCGCAGAGGGAAGGCACUUUAUUGUCCGCGUGUCAGUUUUGCACAGUGAAAGGGGCGGAGCAUUCUCGGGGCGGUCGUUACGGUGGGGAAAAUGGACAGAACCCAAAUGGUGCUCACAUGGAUUUCUGACACAAUUCGCCCUAAAACAUGAAGAUAACUUCUUAGUAAACGAUUACACAGCGGCCAACAACAUUUUGUUCCGCUGCUCCAAAGGGUCAGAGCUGGAGGGCGACGGCGAGUCCUGGGGCGCCUAUGGCGACUGGAGCGCAACCUGCGCGGCUGGAUUUUCCGGCAUUCAAACCAGAGUCGAAGAGGAUCAAGGAAAGUUCAACGACGACACGUCGCUCAACGAUGUCAUGUUCUCCUGCUAA